AUGAACGAAGAACUACGCGGCCUCAGGGAGGCACACUCUGUAGUUUCAGGCCGGGCAAAUGCAAACAGAAGAAACGUCAACUUCAGACAAACCCCUCUACCUCUGGGUACUCGCCAGAUCAGCGCUGGCGCUGUCUGGAAUGUUGGUGGGCCUUCUGCUGUGAGUGACACAGUAGUAGCAGUCUCCACUGGUAGAGGUGGAAUGCUUGGGAGUGGAACAAACGCGCCAUUGUACAAAUCGGCUUUCCUGAACCGAGCAGAUCCCGAUGCCGAACUUGAAGCCUACGAAAGACGUCUCGCACUGGCGCUCGACAUUGACCCGACUGAUCGCAUCCUCCAACACUCAUCUUCUCCAGUGUCGUCGAGCUCACCACAUAGUGGUCCUGCAUCGCAGGCAAAACAUGUCUGGCGAGACGGAGCUUGGACUAGGGACGGAGUCGUUUCGAUUCUCGAUGCCCCUAACCUCCGCGACGACUACUACUGUACCCUACUCGCAUAUUCCUACACCUCCAAGUGUCUGGCUGUCGGCCUAGGAAAUUUUGUUCAUCUCUGGUCUGAGAGAAACGGUGUCAACACGCCAGACUCGCUGAACGCUGUGCCGCCAAACGGUCCCGCAGAUGUUCAGCACGUCACAUCCUUAGACUUUUCCUCUACAGCAGGCGGUCAAGCGAUCCUUGCUGUGGGACGAGCCGAUGGCCGCAUCUUGCUAUGGAGCCCACUGGAUGCUGAGCCACGAUUCGAUGCAACUCAACCCAAGCCUGUAUCGUGUGUAUCCUGGAGACCGACUGUUGUGCAACGCCCUUCUCUCCGAGAUAGAGCAAUGACUGUAUCGACUGAGGAGUUGCUCAUCGGGGACGAAGUCGGUCACAUCUACUUUUACAGUGUAGAAUGGCCGUCAGAGACACACAGUGAACUCUUCGGUUGGACUGGCGCCAUGACCCUGCUGGCUCGACUUUCAAUCCACAGCCAACAGAUCUGUGGUCUAGCAUGGUCGUCCGACGGUGAGCUUUUCGCGAGUGGGGGGAACGACAACAACUGCAAUCUUUUCGAAACGAAGAAGGUGCUCCGAUCGAACCCCGCAAGCGAAAACACAGCAGCAAUCCUAGACGUCCGCGAAGGUCCCCGUGGCGAAUCCAUCUACACCGUAACCAACCGUAGCAACAACGCCGUCCUACACCUCGCGCAAUCAGCGGCAAAACACACAUGGACACUCAAUGCCGCCGUCAAGGCCAUGGCCUUUUGCCCCUGGCAGCGCGGACUCCUUGCCGUCGGCGGCGGCUCAAACGACCGCUGCAUCCACUUCUACCACACCCGCUCCGGCACCUGUCUUGCAACCAUCGACUGCGCAGCUCAAAUCACUAGCCUCAUCUGGUCCCAGACGCGCCGCGAGAUCGCAGCAACCUUCGGCUUCGCGCAGCCCGAACACCCCUAUCGUGUCGCCGUCUUCGCCUGGCCCAGCUGCGAACAAGUCGUUGCCGUCCCGUGGUACGACGAAAAUCGCGCGUUGUGUGCAGUUGCUUACCCGGGCGGCCCCACGAGCGGUCCGCAGACAGACGACGAUCGUGAUGGUGGGAGGGCGAGGGGUGAAGACGGUGUGUGGUCGCGGAGAGGUGUUGAGGAAGGAUGCAUUGUUGUGGCCGCGAGUGAUAUGGCGAUUCGGUUUCAUGAGAUAUGGAGUGAUCGACGGGGUAGUAUGGGCGCAGGCGGCUUGCUGGGUGGUGGCUCGAUGGGCUUGUUAGGUGGGAGUGAUAUCCUUGAGGGGCCUUAUGCUGGUGGUAUUGAAAAGCAGGGCACGAUUAUCAGGUAG
Alternaria viburni is the source of this 1806-nucleotide messenger RNA. RefSeq lists its product as uncharacterized. Gene Ontology annotation, molecular function: anaphase-promoting complex binding; protein binding; ubiquitin ligase activator activity. The transcript is spliced from 2 exons. Gene Ontology annotation, biological process: positive regulation of anaphase-promoting complex-dependent catabolic process; positive regulation of ubiquitin protein ligase activity; anaphase-promoting complex-dependent catabolic process. Lineage: Eukaryota; Fungi; Ascomycota; Dothideomycetes; Pleosporales; Pleosporaceae. Gene Ontology annotation, cellular component: anaphase-promoting complex. The coding region runs from base 1 to 1806 and encodes 601 amino acids. The record is from RefSeq and is a predicted model, not a curated record.